Rubroshorea leprosula is the source of this 1491-nucleotide messenger RNA. The record is from the annotation of a GenBank genome assembly. Lineage: Eukaryota; Viridiplantae; Streptophyta; Magnoliopsida; Malvales; Dipterocarpaceae.
AAUAACAUUAAAGUUGAGGAUCAAAAAUGAAAUUUACCCUUUUAAAUUUGAAUUGAGUUAUACGGACACAGUUGCAUGUUCUGAAAAGCCCUUAGCCCAAAACGACGUCGUUUUGGGCUAGGGGAAUCCUUUUUUUUUUUUUAAUUUGCAGUGUGUACCGGCCGAAAUUUCGGUGUACCGGCCGGUACACCGAAAUUCCGGCCGAGAAAUGGCACAAUUACCUCCCAAAGUACCCCAAAAUUGGCCCUCUUUUCCUCACCAGCAGAAUCCGAUUACAUUUCCGAACUUCAUGAACUCCAACACCUCGCCACCACCGUCCCUUGCCACCAUGAACGGCGCCUCCACCAACCAUACUACCUCAUCCUGGGUUGACGAGUUCCUUGACUUCUCUUCCCACCGGCGUGGCGCCCACCGCCGCUCUAUAAGCGACUCCAUCGCCUUUCUCGACCCGCCAUUGGCCGAAGGAUGCACCCCGCGACAGCCUCCGUUGGACUACUCCAACGGCAUACUUCCAUCAGAACCCAAUGUCGGCUUCGACCGCCUCGACGACGACCAGUUAAUGUCCAUGUUCUCCGACGACAUCUCCCCCUCUCUGCCCCCUGCAGUUUCCUCAUCUUCCGACCAAAACAGCAAUAAUGACGAGAAGACGUCGACACCACUCAAGACCGAACCGGGAGAGGUCCAGAGCUCAUGCAAGCCCGAACCACAACAAGCGACGCUACCGCACGCGUCGCCAGCCUCCAAUCCUGAUUCCAUCAUCGAUCCCAAAAGGGUUAAAAGAAUUUUAGCAAAUCGGCAAUCAGCACAGAGAUCAAGAGUAAGGAAGAUGCAAUACAUAUCAGAACUUGAACGUAGCGUGACAACAUUACAGACUGAGGUAUCAGCAUUAUCACCAAGGGUUGCGUUCUUGGAUCAUCAAAGAGUGAUUCUUACGGUAGAUAAUAGCGCUAUGAAGCAACGGAUUGCUGCAUUGGCUCAAGACAAGAUUUUCAAAGACGCUCAUCAAGAGGCGUUGCAGAAGGAAAUAGAGAGAUUAACGCAAUUAAUGCACCACCAACAAAAAGUUCAAGAAGAUGAACGGCGCCGACGUUGACAACCAAGCACCACCUCAACAGCCGCCGCUAAACGCUGGCAGCACUGUCUGUACGGACAUGGAGCGAUAGAGGAUUCGUUGGUGGUGCACUCUGCUAAUUUUGUGGCUUUCACGUGAUGUGUUUCCAUUUUGUCAGCAUUGCUCCGUGGGUGGGGCCUUGAGAAGAUUAAUUGGCUAAGAGAUGGCCACAUACACUUUUUUUGGGGAUAAGGGGGUGAGUGGUCACGACAAUAAUUUCAUUUUUUUUUAAAAUAAAAUAAAAUUACAGUGUUGUGGUGUGGGGUUUUUCAUUUUUAUUUUUUUUGGUCAAGGUCAGAUUGGUUAUUUAUUUAUUUUAUUUUAUUUUUAAAUCAGUUAUUAAUUGGUGGGGUGGGGGUGCAUAAAGAUGGUGGUGAGGA